GCGGUGUGUCCCCCGCAGCCCGUUUCACCGGCUGUCCUGUAUUUCAGGAGGCUGGCAUCUUCAGUGUGGGCACCUGGCUGUGACAGCUUGCGGCUUCACAGCCGGGUACCCACUGCGCAUGCGCGAGCAGCGCUCUGCUUCAUAAAUGGUCCUGUAAUCUUCUGGGACCUGUCACGUGUCCCAAAAGACUACAGGGAGGGAGGACACCUUCCGUUACCGAUCGCCUAGGCCAGGGUGGGAGCAGGUACCUGUCAAAUUAGGGUACCCGCUCCCCCCCGCCCCCCAAAGGUGCCAAUCCUUAAUGGGGAGAGGGGGAGCAGUCCUUAAGUGGAACUUCCCCUUUUGGGUGGAGCUCCGCUUUAAAGCAAAA
This is a messenger RNA of Staurois parvus, 370 nucleotides long. Lineage: Eukaryota; Metazoa; Chordata; Amphibia; Anura; Ranidae. The record is from the annotation of a GenBank genome assembly.